Molecule: messenger RNA, 3698 nt
Organism: Alligator sinensis (Chinese alligator)
Lineage: Eukaryota; Metazoa; Chordata; Crocodylia; Alligatoridae
Gene: BCAT2
Product: branched chain amino acid transaminase 2
Exons: 10
Coding region: 244-1233 (329 amino acids)
Biological process (GO): L-valine biosynthetic process; L-leucine biosynthetic process
Cellular component (GO): mitochondrion
Molecular function (GO): branched-chain-amino-acid:2-oxoglutarate transaminase activity
Source: RefSeq, a predicted model, not a curated record
GGCCCUAGGGGGCUGUGACAAGAGGCUGUGCCCCCCCCAUCCCUGCCCCCACCCUCAUCAUCUGCCUGUCUCCCCCAGGUGCUGCCAGGACGGGUUUGUGCUGCUCUCACAGCCCUGCUUGGAUCCCAGAGACCCUUCAGCAGCGUCUUUAAGGCCUCCGACCUCCACGUGGAGCUGAGCCAACACCUGAAGCCCCAGCCAGACCCUGGGGCUCUGGUGUUCGGGAAAAACUUCACGGACCACAUGCUGACGGUGGAGUGGAGCCAGGAGAGGGGCUGGGGUAGACCCUACAUCAAGCCCUUCCAGAACCUCACCCUGCACCCAGCCUCCUCUGCCCUGCACUACUCUGUGGAGCUCUUUGAGGGCAUGAAGGCUUUUCGGGGGACUGACCAGCGCAUCCGCCUCUUCCGGCCCAUGCUGAACAUGGAGCGCAUGUACCGGUCAGCCAUGAGGGCCUGCUUGCCUGUCUUUGAUCAGGCUGAGUUGCUGGAGUGCAUUUGCCAGCUCAUCUCCAUCGACCAGGACUGGGUGCCCUGCUCUGACAGCGCCAGCCUGUACAUUCGGCCUACCUUCAUCGGGACCGAGCCGUCCCUGGGGGUGAGCAAGUCUGGCUAUGCCCUCCUGUUCGUCAUCCUGGGGCCGGUUGGGCCCUACUUCCCCACAGGGAGCUUCAGCCCCAUUUCGCUGCUGGCCGACCCCCGCUUUGUCCGCGCCUGGAUGGGCGGGGUCGGGGACUGCAAGGUGGGCGGGAACUACGGCCCUACCAUUUAUGUCCAGAAUGAGGCUGCCAAGAAGGGCUGCCAGCAGGUCCUGUGGCUCUAUGGGGAUGACCACCAGGUGACCGAGGUGGGCACCAUGAACAUCUUCAUGUACUGGACUGAUGAGCAUGGAGAUCUGGAGCUGGUGACCCCCCCGCUGAAUGGCAUCAUUCUCCCAGGAGUCGUUCGCCAGAGCCUGCUGGACUUGGGGCGCAAGUGGGGCGAGUUUAAGGUCUCAGAGCGGGUCUUCACCAUGGCCGACCUGCUUAAGGGGCUCCAUGAGAAUCGGGUCAAGGAGGUGUUUGGGUCGGGCACGGCCUGUGUCGUCUGCCCUAUCAACCACAUCCUCUACCAGGGUCAGAGCUACCACAUCCCCACCAUGGAGAAUGGCCCGGACGUGGCCAAGCGCUUCCUGAAGGAGCUGACUGAUAUCCAGUAUGGCCGUGUGUCCAGCGACUGGGUGCACCCCGUCUGACCUGGGAUGGACCUUGCCUGCCCCUUGGCCCUGACUCCUUCACUCCAGAGCCUCUCUCACCCCGACAGACCACUCCCACCCCCACAACCAGGGGCGAGGUGGGCUGUGGCUAUGGCUUUAAUUCUUCCCCAGUCCCAUCUGUCUGGGUCUGGAGCCUUCAUCUCCCCAGGUAUCUACCAACCCCCUCCCUGGAAUAUCCCCCUGCCUUGGUGUCACUCCCCCUCAGCAGGUACUCCCCUAACUGGACCUGUACCCCAAAAGAUCCAGGAACCCAAAGAUCCCCCCUGCUUGGGAUUUCAGAGUGGGGGCAUCUGCCUGUCUGUCCAGCCGGACCCGAAGACAGUGCCCCCCUCCUCUUUUUUUAAAGUGCAAUAUAUAUAUAUAUAUAUAUAGACCCCCCCCCCUUCACCAACACACACUCCCUGUGGGUUUAAUGGCUCCCUGCUGUUGCCAUUAGCAAUGUCUUCUGGGUAAUCUGUCCUGCAAUGCAUUCUGGGAGACACCAGUGCCCUUGGCUGGGGCAGGCUUUGAGCUGUCACAAUACCUUCUGGGUAACCCAGAAGCAGUGCAUUCUGGGGAAUGUCGGUUCAGUGGCGGAGUGGUCCCCAGGAGGGUUGCAGUGCCUUCUGGAUAAUCUGCCCCACAAUAUAUUCUGGGAGGUUCCCACGUCCCAACAGGAGGACCCUGCUCAUGGGUGCAAUGCCUUCUGGGAAACUGCCCCCAUGUGCCCUGCUGCCAGAAGUGUGGCAUUCUGGGAGAGCAUGUGGCACCCCAGGGGCGGGCAGGGAGAGACUCCCUGAAUCACUGCAAUGCCUUCUGGGUAGUGCAUCCCAGAAUGCUUUGCUCCCAGGGCAGAGGUGUCUGAGACAGACCGGCCCCAGGGAGGGCGGGAGCUCAAGGAACAAUUAGAAUCAAAAGGCCUUCUGGGUAACGAUAUUCUCAGCAUGCUCCUCCUGCAGCAGUGCAUUGUGGGAACGGCUGGGAGGGCCAUCUUCUGCUGCCAUGUCAUGACCGUGCCUUGGUCCCCUUUCCUAUUGCCCCCGCCUGGCUUAGAGCCCAACUGGUGCAAUGCAUCCUGAGAAACCACUCAUCUCCGCAGCCUGCUAACGGUUGUAAUGCCUUCUGGGUAAUUUAUACCCUGCCCCGCACUUUUGCUCCUGGGAGCAGUGCAUUGUGGGAGAGAUUGUCUGCCUUGGGGGGUGGCAGCUGCCUACGAGGUGUUUCAGGGGCUCCCCCUGCUCAAUUAUGAAGCUGGGGGACAUGCAUCCCAAUCUGGGCCCGUUUCCCCCACUGCCCCAUCCCCUCCAGUGGUAACAGCACAGUUGCUCAGUGGUUAAAGCUUCUUUUGUAUUAAAUGGAAUGUCAUUGGCUGAAGCCUGGUCCUGAAUCCAUGUGUGUGCAUGUGGGGAGGGGGAUAUGGAGGUUAACAUGACCCAAGUUUGGGGGUCCUUCAUUAUGCUGGUCACUGCCCAGCCCCCCACUGAGAUUGGGGUCUCUGUAAUGCUGUACAAUGCCCCCUGAACCAGGAUCAGGGUUUAGGUAUGCUGUAUAGACCCCUGCCCAUGGACAGAGGUCAGGCACCUGCUGUACCAGGUGUUGUACAGACCCCCCACGAUCCAGUCCACAGGCUGAAGGGUCAAGGGCUGAGCUGGAGGAGGGGCUGGGGGCAGCUGGUAGCACUGGGGGCAGGUCAUGGGGCAGGGGUGGCAGUCUGGGAUUGGGGGGGACAGCUGUGGGGGCUGGAGGGGAGCUCCAUUUCUCUCCUCAUCACUCAACCCCUGCCUGUCCCCCUCUCCCCCAUCAUGCCUGGUGCUGCAGGGGGAUGAGUUAGGCCACCUAGGCACUGAGCAGGGCAGAACAGGCUGACGUUGGUCCCAUGGCAUCCGGACCCACGUCAUGAGCUUUUGGGGGGGGGGAAAUCUCAUUAAUGUGAUGGUAAGCCCUGCUGGGAACCAGACACAGCCGGACACAUGGGGGGCAGGGCAGGGCAGGGCAGAUCUGGGCCUAGGGCAGUGGCUGGUCCCAGGGCUGGAGAUGGGGCAGGGUCCUUUGCCCUCCUGGGGCCCAAUAGGUGUGAUGCUCCCUCACCCCACCACCCUCAUUUCUCCACUUUCACCUUCCCUUCCUCCUGCUUUCCCAUUCCCCCUCUUCCACCAGCCUUUCCCCUGCUCCUUCAUUUAUUCUUCCCCUCUCUUUUCCACACAGCUCCUGGUUUUGUCCCCACCCGCUCCUGGCAUCCCAGUGCCCCCCACCUCCCGGCAUCCCCCUACUCAACACCCCUAAAACUCUUGUCCUUGCCACCCACUCCCCAUUUCUGUCUCCUCCCCCCAGAAUCCCCCCAUCCCUCCCUUUCUCCUCUGAAGAAGUGCCCCCCUGUGCCUCUCAGGUCUGGGGGGGGUAGAGGGCUUUGGGGUCUUUCUGGGGGGUUCCCCCACCCCUCCUGGUCACAUGAGCUGGCAGCCGGG